This is a messenger RNA of Panicum virgatum (switchgrass), 1835 nucleotides long. RefSeq names its product tubby-like F-box protein 7. The transcript has 5 exons. Bases 279 to 1607 code for a protein of 442 amino acids. Lineage: Eukaryota; Viridiplantae; Streptophyta; Magnoliopsida; Poales; Poaceae. Gene Ontology annotation, molecular function: protein binding. The record is from RefSeq and is a predicted model, not a curated record.
UCUUCUUCCUCAUCUCCCCUCCCCCUCCCCUUAAAUCCGAUCGACAGCUCCUGCUGGCAUCCCACCAUCACGCGCACCCCCAAGGCCCCAACUACUAAUAAAGCCAUCAUCACCACGCGCACAUGCGCAGAGAGAUAGAUCAAUUUCCCUUCUCGCGACCCAGCAAUUUCAAGUGUUCUUCCUCCUCGUUUCCGGAUCUUUUUCAGGAGGUUUCGAUUUGCGCCGCUGCCCACUGGCCGCUGGAUUUUGCGUGUCGGUGACUUUCCCCUUAUCUGGAGAUGUCUUUUCGGAGUAUGGUUCGUGAUUUAAGAGAAAGCUUUGGUUAUAUAUCGAGGCGUAACUUUGAGGUGAGAAUUCAUCACAGAGGGAAGUCUCUUGGAUCUUCAAGUGACCUGCAAGACGGGCCUAUGGUAAUUCAACAAAGCAGAUGGGCUAGCCUUCCUCCUGAGUUACUCCGUGAUGUGAUGAAAAGGUUGGAGGAAGAUGAGAGUAGCUGGCCAUCCCGCAAGGAUGUUGUUUCCUGUGCCUCUGUUUGUACAACCUGGAGGGAUAUGUGUAAGGAUAUAGUGAGAAGUCCAGAAAUUUGCGCAAAGCUCACAUUUCCAGUAUCUCUUAAGCAGCCUGGACCACGAGAUGGAGUGAUCCAAUGUUUCAUAAAAAGGGACAAAUCAAAACUGACGUACCGUCUCUACUUGUGCCUUAGCUGUGCUGUGCUUGAUGAGAACGGGAAGUUCCUACUAGCUGCCAAAAGGAGCCAGAGGACGACGUGCACGGACUAUGCCAUUUCUAUGGAUUCAAAAAGUUUCUCGCGAUCGAGUACUGGAUACAUUGGGAAGCUGAGGUCAAAUUUCCUUGGAACCAAAUUCAUCAUUUAUGACACACUGCCUCCAUUCAAUGCUGGGGGACUUUGCUCACAGGAACGGGCCCCUAGCCGUCGGUUCUCUUCCAGAAAAGUCUCACCAAAAGUUCCAGUGGGUAGCUACCCCAUUGGACAGGUGAACUAUGAGCUGAAUGUGCUCGGCACCCGGGGGCCAAGGCGGAUGCAAUGCACUAUGCAUUCCAUCCCAGAGUCAGCAGUAGAGCCUGGCGGUGUUGUGCCAGGGCAACCGAAAGAGCUCCUUCCGAGGUUAUUCGAUGAGUCCUUCCGCAGCACAGCAACUUGCUUCUCCAAAUACACCAUCGCAGAUAGCUCCACGGACUUGAGCACUUGUGGGUACUCCGAGUGUGGUGGAGGAAACCCGCAAGGUGGCGACGACGCAGACAAGGAGAGGCCCCUGGUUCUGCACAACAAGGCGCCAAGGUGGCAUGAGCAGCUGCAGUGUUGGUGCCUCAACUUCCGUGGGCGCGUGACAGUGGCAUCAGUCAAGAACUUCCAGCUGGUAGCCUCUGUGCCACCGCCAGCUUCAGCAGGGGCUUGGGCGCCUGGUGUGCAGACGCAGCCCCAGGCGUCGGGUCCAUCUUCGUCAUCAAGCCACGACACGGUGAUCUUGCAAUUCGGCAAAGUUGCAAGGGAUAUGUUCACCAUGGACUACCGGUACCCGCUGUCAGCUUUCCAGGCCUUCGCCAUAUGUUUGACCAGCUUUGACACGAAGCUGGCCUGCGAAUAGAUGAUGGGUAGGAAGGGUAGGAAUUAGAGCAGCAGGUAGCAGGUUGUAUGUGAUAAGCAGAGCAUUCAAGUGUGCAUGUACAUACAUAACAUAACGGCUAGUAGGUGUUGUUUGGUCUGAAACCUGAAUUUUAUGAGUUUGUAUGUUGGUGGUGGGUCGUCGAUCAGAUGAUGUUGUAGUGGUUGCGCUGGAAAAUCUGAAGAUAAAUUUGGUUGGUGUUUGGAAUGA